Messenger RNA from Monodelphis domestica (gray short-tailed opossum), 2647 nucleotides. RefSeq names its product inosine-5'-monophosphate dehydrogenase 1. Gene Ontology annotation, biological process: GTP biosynthetic process. The record is from RefSeq and is a predicted model, not a curated record. Gene Ontology annotation, molecular function: IMP dehydrogenase activity. Gene Ontology annotation, cellular component: cytoplasm. Lineage: Eukaryota; Metazoa; Chordata; Mammalia; Didelphimorphia; Didelphidae.
GGGAGGUGGAGAGGCUGCAGCGGCCGCAUGGAGGUGUCGCUGCUGCAGCCGCCGCCGCCCGGGCACGGCCCGGGGCCGGGGUCGCUGCGGGGAGGCGGGGCCGCGGCGGCCGUUCUGGAGCCCGGAGCCCGGGGACAGCACCCGGGGCACGAGACGGCGGCGCAGCGGUACAGCGCCCGCCUGCUGCAGGCUGGCUAUGAACCCGAGAGCAGCAUGGCGGACUACCUGAUCAGCGGCGGCACCGGCUACGUGCCCGAGGACGGGCUCACGGCGCAGCAGCUCUUCGCCAUCGCCGACGGCCUCACCUACAAUGAUUUCCUGAUCCUGCCAGGAUUCAUAGACUUCACAGCUGAUGAGGUGGAUUUGACUUCAGCCCUCACUCGGAAAAUCACUCUGAAGACACCGCUGAUCUCCUCUCCUAUGGACACUGUCACUGAAGCUGAUAUGGCCAUUGCAAUGGCUCUGAUGGGUGGUAUUGGUUUCAUUCACCAUAACUGUACUCCUGAGUUCCAGGCCAAUGAGGUGCGCAAGGUCAAGAAAUUCGAGCAGGGAUUUAUCACAGAUCCGGUGGUGUUGAGCCCCUCGCACACAGUGGGUGAUGUUCUAGAGGCCAAGAUGAGGCAUGGCUUCUCUGGCAUCCCCAUAACGGAGACAGGUGCCAUGGGCAGCAAGCUGGUGGGCAUCGUAACCUCCCGAGACAUAGACUUCCUCGCCGAGAAGGACCACGCCACGUACCUCAGUGAGGUAAUGACAGGCCGAAAUGAUCUGGUCGUGGCACCAGCAGGUGUGACGUUGAAGGAGGCCAACGAGAUCCUCCAGCGCAGCAAAAAAGGAAAGCUGCCUAUUGUUAAUGACAGUGAUGAAUUGGUGGCCAUCAUUGCCCGAACUGACCUGAAGAAAAAUCGGGAUUAUCCCCUGGCCUCCAAAGAUGCCCACAAGCAGUUGCUCUGUGGAGCUGCUGUGGGCACUCGGGAGGAUGACAAAUACCGACUGGACUUGCUCACCCAGGCGGGUGCUGAUGUCAUUGUGCUGGAUUCAUCUCAAGGAAAUUCGGUGUAUCAGAUUGCUAUGGUGCACUAUAUCAAGCAUAAGUACCCCCAACUGCAGGUGAUUGGUGGGAAUGUGGUGACAGCAGCACAAGCCAAGAACCUGAUCGAUGCAGGUGUGGAUGGGCUUCGAGUGGGCAUGGGCUGUGGCUCCAUCUGUAUCACCCAGGAAGUGAUGGCAUGUGGCCGACCUCAGGGCACCGCUGUAUACAAGGUGGCAGAAUAUGCCCGUCGCUUUGGAGUCCCUGUCAUUGCUGAUGGUGGCAUUCAGACCGUGGGGCAUGUGGUCAAGGCCUUGGCCCUCGGGGCUUCCACAGUCAUGAUGGGCUCCCUGCUGGCGGCCACCACCGAAGCCCCCGGAGAGUACUUUUUUUCCGAUGGGGUCCGGCUCAAGAAGUACCGUGGCAUGGGUUCCCUGGAUGCCAUGGAAAAGAGCAGUAGCAGCCAGAAGAGAUAUUUCAGCGAGGGGGACAAGGUGAAGGUUGCACAGGGCGUCUCAGGUUCCAUUCAAGACAAAGGCUCCAUCCAGAAGUUUGUGCCCUACCUCAUCGCCGGCAUCCAGCACGGCUGCCAGGAUAUCGGUGCCCGGAGUCUCUCUGUCCUGCGGUCCAUGAUGUACUCUGGAGAGCUUAAGUUUGAGAAGCGGACCAUGUCAGCGCAGAUCGAAGGUGGCGUUCAUGGCCUCCAUUCUUACGAGAAGCGGCUGUACUGAGGAUGGAGGCAGCGGUGGCGGCGGCGGUCGAGGAGGGGCUGGAGGAGCCCCACGUGGGGCCCCCUCAGGCACCGCCUCCCUUCGUAACUGAGUGGCCUGAGUGGCCCCCCUGGAUUUGCACUAUGGGUUCCCAAGCCCUUGCCCUCCUGGGAGGGGAAGAGGGAGCUGGGUUGGCCCCUUAGGAGGCUGUGGUUUCUCCCCCCACCCUGCCUUCCCCUUGAGCCAGGACUGCUCUCUCCAGAGGCCUAGAGAAAACCCAAGAGCUCCUCUCCUCCCAGGAGCAGCUCACUCCUCAGGCCCCAGGUUGCCCAGGACUCGUGCCUGCCUCAGGUCUCUCUUGCUGCACCCUGCUCCCUUUCUCCAAACGUGGGCUGUUCUGAGGAACCCAGCUCUGAGGUGGAGAGGGUGGUGGCUCCAGGGAAGGCCCCUACCCCAGCAUUCCCAGCUUCUCAUCCUGUAGGGUGCUUCCCACCCCCCCUUGCCCCACAGCGAAUGGUGCUCUCUUUGGCCCUGCCUCCCCCUCCCCACCUCUAUCCAGCUGCGGUCCACUUCCUCAGAUUGUGGCUAUUGGGCCUUCAGCCCCUGGAGACUUCCCUCCUCCUACACCCUACCCCCCCCCACCAGCCAGAGGGAGGUCUCUGCCCCCUUCCCCUGGUCCCUCAAGAGCUGCCCAUGGGGACUUGGUCUUAAAUCUACCCUCCCCAUGAAUGGGGAGCAGAGACUACAGAGAGGGAAGGCAACCCAUUUCAGGCUCAUUCUUUAGCUGCUCCAGCCCAUAGCCCCCUCUUCAUCCCCAGCCACGGCUGAAGGCUUUAACUUUGCACACUUUGGGGCCACGGUUGUGUUGUUGUGUAUUAAAUAAGCUGAAUAAAAGCAAGCGGGUCUCCAA